This is a messenger RNA of Aspergillus calidoustus, 723 nucleotides long. The record is from the annotation of a GenBank genome assembly. NCBI's taxonomy places the organism in Eukaryota, Fungi, Ascomycota, Eurotiomycetes, Eurotiales, Aspergillaceae.
AUGAUGGCAGAUCCCUUUGAGGUGCGCAUGCGAUUUACGGCGCAGCUGCAGCACCUCAAUGCAUCUGUUACAUCGUCACAGAAAGCGGCGCAUUAUGCGCUAAAAUACCGGGAUAUGGAUGAGGAUUUGCACUCGUGUAUUCUGGAGCAGCUUGAGAGAAAUAAUAUGAACAACCGUGCCAACAUCCUCUAUUUCAUCGAACACUUUUGCGAAAUGGCAACAAAGGAAGGCCACCUUCCCUACGUACGCAUGAUCCAACGAGACAUCCUCCGCGUCGUCGAUUGCGUCGCGCCUGCUGAUGGCUCCGGGGCCGCAAAUGUUAAACAUGUCCGCCGAGUCUUGAACGGCCUCCAGAGCAAAGAAAUCCUCUCUGCCGCGACGAUAGCGGAGAUCGAUGCCGGUCUAAAAGACCGAGAAACGCACCCCGCGCACCUCGAUUUAGAAGCUGAGGAUGAGGAGGAGGCGUGUGUGAAGUCCAAGACUGGGACACCGAGGGGCGCCAGAGUCAAUGGAAUACGCGUGGACAAGAGGCAGAUUGAGCAGCGGAUUGAGGAGGAUCGUGAGAGAAACAAGCGGCUACGAGAGAGUAUGUGGGCUGUCAGAGGCGAUGAUAAUGAGGAGCAUAGAAGGUUCUGGGACGAAACUAGCGAUAUUUGCGAGGACGACUUUACUGCGGCGAGCGAGGAGGUCAUGGAGCGUAACCAGAUGGUUGGGGUUAUUUAG